CGGCGCACCGAGGCGGAAGAGGGCGGGCGCCAACGUGUUGGGGCUGGCCGGGCCUGGCUGCGGGCGCGAGUCGGGGCUCCUGUCCGCGUCCUGCAACUCUACUCAGCCUUCCUCGGCUGCACUUGGGCCCCUUCGCCCUGCUCACCCUGCUCAGUGUCUCGGCUCCUCUAAGACCCGCUCUCACCCCCCCUCUUCCUUACGCAGUCCCCCUCCUCACCCCUGAGCCCUCUCAUCUCCCCUGAGCUCCCUUCAGCCGCCGCGGAGAUGGAUGACGAACCCGAGCGGACCAAGCGCUGGGAAGGAGGCUACGAAAGAACAUGGGAAAUUCUUAAGGAAGACGAAUCCGGGUCAUUGAAGGCAACUAUCGAGGACAUUCUCUUCAAGGCAAAGAGGAAAAGACUCUACGAACACCAUGGACAAGUUCGGCUUGGAAUGAUGCGUCACCUUUACGUGGUUGUUGAUGGAUCAAGAACGAUGGAGGACCAGGACUUAAAACCGAACAGACUUACUUGCACUCUGAAGUUACUGGAAUAUUUUGUUGAAGAGUACUUUGACCAGAAUCCUAUUAGUCAGAUUGGCUUAAUUGUAACCAAGAGUAAAAGAGCAGAAAAAAUGACAGAACUCUCAGGAAACUCAAAAAAGCAUGUAACUGCUCUGAAGAAAGCAGUGGAUAUGAGCUGCAGUGGAGAGCCUUCUCUAUAUAAUUCCCUAAAUUUGGCCAUGCAGACUUUAAAGCACAUGCCAGGUCAUACGAGCAGAGAGGUUUUGGUAGUCCUCAGCAGUCUGACAACAUGUGAUCCAGCCAACAUCUAUGAUCUAAUUAAGUGUUUAAAAGCAGUAAAGAUCAGAGUAUCUGUCAUUGGCCUAAGUGCUGAAGUUCGAGUUUGUACAGUACUUGCCCGAGAAACUGGUGGAACAUACCACGUGAUUUUGGAUGAAAGUCAUUAUAAGGAGCUGCUGAUGCACCAUGUCAGUCCUCCACCUGCCAGUUCAACUUCUGAGUGCUCCCUUAUUCGAAUGGGUUUUCCUCAGCAUACUAUUGCUUCUCUGUCUGAUCAAGAUGCAAAGCCAUCCUUUAGCAUGGCGCAAUUGGAAAAUAACAGUGACCCGGGUCUUACACUGGGUGGAUAUUUUUGUCCUCAGUGCAGAGCCAAGUACUGUGAGCUUCCUGUGGAAUGCAAAAUCUGUGGUCUUACGUUAGUGUCUGCACCUCACCUGGCUCGGUCUUACCAUCACUUGUUUCCUUUAGAUGCCUUUCAGGAAGUUCCACUGGAAGAAUACAAAGGGGAACGGUAUUGUCAAGGCUGCCAGGGAGAAAUGAAAGAUCAAAAUGUGUACAUAUGCAAAGUGUGUCAGAACGCAUUUUGUGUGGAAUGUGAUCUGUUUGUUCAUGAUUCACUGCACUGCUGUCCUGGCUGUAUUCAUGAGCACCCUGCUCCUACAUCUGUAUGAUCUCAUAUCUUAUGAAAAACUGCUGUAUCUUUGUCAUUCUUGCAUGAAUCUAAUUCGUUUAUUCAACCAUUGCUUCGUUCAUUCAACCAACUGACGCAUCUCUGAACAAGAUGAUUACAGAGGGAUGAACAGUGGAAUAGGAGCAAAUGUUAAUUUUGUUAUUAUUUUAUUAUUUUUAAUAUUUUAUUAUUUUAUUACUUUUAAUAAUACUUGAAUUAUCUGUAUCUGGUUUUUUUCUUGUCUAAAGAACUAUGGCUUUUUCCAUCUGUUAUUUAAUAACAUGUAUAUUUUUAACUGUGAAAGUGAUAAAACUGCUUUUUA
Serinus canaria (Common canary) is the source of this 1773-nucleotide messenger RNA. It is a transcript of the gene GTF2H2, whose product is annotated as general transcription factor IIH subunit 2. The record is from RefSeq and is a predicted model, not a curated record. The transcript has 15 exons. Bases 265 to 1452 code for a protein of 395 amino acids. Gene Ontology annotation, biological process: DNA-templated transcription; nucleotide-excision repair; regulation of transcription by RNA polymerase II. Gene Ontology annotation, molecular function: zinc ion binding. NCBI's taxonomy places the organism in Eukaryota, Metazoa, Chordata, Aves, Passeriformes, Fringillidae. Gene Ontology annotation, cellular component: transcription factor TFIIH holo complex; transcription factor TFIIH core complex.